AUGGAGUCUCUCUCGCAAAUCAUCGCCGCUCUGCCGGACGGCGACGGCUGGGGCCCGCCGGUCUCGACCGAGUCGACGCUCAACGGCGUCCCCUAUGCGCCUUUCUCCAAGGGCGACAAGCUGGGCCGCAUGGCCGACUGGACCGUCGACGGCAAGGACACCGGCCGCGGCGGCCGCCAGCAGUACAACCGCUACAACAGAGAUCAACAAGUCUACGGUGCCGGUACCGUCUCGCUGUUCUCCGCACCGCCCGCCGAAGACGAGGGCACCUUCUCCGUUGUCAGCAACGUCCGCGACACCGGCAAGACGAGAUUUGGGCGCGGUGGCGCCGUGUUCACGCGCGGCGGCCGCGGCGGUGCUGGACGUGGCGGCCGUGGCCAGGACGCUCGCGGCGCGCGCACGGCGCUGACGGCCCGCGGCGGUCGGGUGGGUGGCGCGGCGGGCGGCGGCGCGGCGGGCGGUGCAGCAGGUGCACGGGGCGGUGCGUCGAACCGCGGGCGGCGGUUCGGCUGGAAGGACUACGACAAGCCGCAGCGCAACCGCGACGCGUCGGUCAACAUCAAGGCCGACUGGCACCUGAUGGAGGAGAUUGACUACAACCGGCUCAGCAAGCUGAACCUGGACGCGGACGACGGCGAGGACCUGGACUCGUUUGGGUUCCUGUACUACUACGACCGCGCCUUUGACAAGCCGCCGGUCGCCAAGUCGAGCGAGCGCAAGCUGACGGCGCUGGACCGCGCGGCGUACAACGUGACGACGUCGUCGGACCCGGUGAUCCAGGAGAUGGCCGACAAGGGCGAGGCGACCAUCUUUGCGACGGACAGCAUCCUGUCGAUGCUCAUGUGCGCGCCGCGCUCGGUGUACCCGUGGGACCUGGUGAUUGUGCGGCAGGGCGGCAAGAUCUUCUUGGACAAGCGCGACAACGCGGCGCUGGACAUGGUGACGGUCAACGAGAACGCGGCCGACGCGCCGCUCGAGGCGGCCGACGGCAGCAAGGACACGGUCAACCAGCCGGGCGCGCUGGCCGAGGAGGCCACGUACAUCAACCACAACUUUGCCAACCAGGUGGUGCUCGAGAGCAGCGCGGCCGGCGGCAAGGUGCAGAUGGCGCACGCCAACCCCUUCUACAACGCCUCGGAGGAGACGGAGCCGCCGGCGUCCAAGGCCUACAAGUACCGCCGCUUCGACCUGUCGACCAACGACGAGGACCCCGUGUACCUGGUGGUGCGCACGGAGCUCGACGCCGUGCAGAAGAACGCAACCAACGGCGAGGACCAGUUCCUGAGCGUCAAGGCGCUCAACGAGUUUGACAGCAAGGCGCAGGGCUCGGGCGGCGCGCUCGACUGGCGCACCAAGCUGGCCACGCAGCGCGGCGCCGUCGUCGCCACCGAGAUGAAGAACAACUCGUGCAAGCUCGCCCGCUGGACCGUGCAGAGCAUCCUGGCCAAGGCCGACGUCAUGAAGGUCGGCUUCGUGUCGCGCGCCAACCCCAAGACCAACGAUAAGCACGUGAUCCUGGGCGUCGUCGGCUGGAAGCCGCGCGACUUUGCCGCCCAGAUGAACCUGAGCCUGUCCAACGGCUGGGGCAUCGUGCGCACCAUUGCCGACAUGUGCCACAAGCAGGGCGACGGCCGCUACGUCCUGGUCAAGGACCCCAACAAGUCCAUCCUGCGCCUGUACCAGGUGCCGGCCGGCAGCUUUGACGAGGACGAGGAGGACGAGGAGGACGCCGCCGAGGAGGCGGAAGAGGAGUAG
Molecule: messenger RNA, 1755 nt
Organism: Sporothrix brasiliensis 5110
Lineage: Eukaryota; Fungi; Ascomycota; Sordariomycetes; Ophiostomatales; Ophiostomataceae
Product: translation initiation factor 3 subunit D
Exons: 2
Coding region: 1-1755 (584 amino acids)
Biological process (GO): translational initiation
Cellular component (GO): cytoplasm; eukaryotic translation initiation factor 3 complex
Molecular function (GO): translation initiation factor activity
Source: RefSeq, a predicted model, not a curated record